This is a messenger RNA of Cryptotermes secundus, 2650 nucleotides long. RefSeq names its product heat shock protein 70 A1. The transcript has a single exon. Gene Ontology annotation, cellular component: cytoplasm. The record is from RefSeq and is a predicted model, not a curated record. Bases 361 to 2277 code for a protein of 638 amino acids. Lineage: Eukaryota; Metazoa; Arthropoda; Insecta; Blattodea; Kalotermitidae. Gene Ontology annotation, biological process: cellular response to unfolded protein; protein refolding. Gene Ontology annotation, molecular function: ATP-dependent protein folding chaperone; misfolded protein binding; ATP binding.
CAUGACGUCAGGGAACAACCGACCAAUGACAGAACAGUUCUCGAUCCUUCUCGAUUCAGCACGAAGCACGAAAUACUAGUGUUACUAGAGGCCUCUCGAGCGCUCUCGAUGUUCCGGAUAGUCCAGAAAUUGCCAGAAACAUCCAACGAGAGUCGCUGGUAGUAUAUAAUGGGAUGGAAGUGUCUUAUUCCGCAGUACAUUCAAAGCAUUCAAACCGAGUGAAGAGUAGUAAGCAAAAGUGAAAGCACUACGAGAGCAUAUCUACAGUUCGUAAAUACGAGAAAGAGAUAGUGAAAGCGCAUUCAUUGGAAGAAGAAUAAUAAGUGAGAGCAUAAACAGUGAUUAAUUGUGAACUGAGACAUGGCGCCGAAAACCCCGGCAAUCGGAAUUGACUUGGGCACCACGUAUUCUUGCGUGGGUGUCUGGCAACAAGGCAAGGUGGAGAUCAUUGCAAAUGAUCAAGGAAAUCGCACGACUCCCAGCUAUGUGGCGUUCAGCGACACCGAGCGUCUUAUCGGAGACGCCGCGAAAAACCAGGUGGCCAUGAAUCCGGAGAAUACCGUCUUUGACGCUAAACGGCUGAUCGGCAGACGCUUCGACGAUGAGAAGAUCCAGAGUGACAUGAAGCACUGGCCCUUCACAGUGGUGAACGACUGCGGGAAGCCGAAGAUCCAGAUACAGCACAAGGGUGAAAGACGGAGGUUUGCCCCGGAAGAGAUCAGCUCCAUGGUGCUGACUAAGAUGAAAGAGACGGCAGAAGCUUUCCUGGGUACCAAGGUGCAGGACGCUGUCAUCACGGUGCCGGCGUACUUCAACGAUUCACAGCGUCAGGCCACGAAAGACGCGGGUACGAUCGCAGGCCUCAACGUCCUUCGAAUCAUCAACGAGCCCACAGCCGCCGCUCUGGCUUACGGGCUGGACAAGAACCUGAAGGGCGAACGUAAUGUGCUGAUCUUCGACCUGGGAGGCGGUACCUUUGACGUCUCUAUCCUCACCAUUGAUGAAGGUUCACUUUUCGAGGUGAGGGCGACUGCAGGAGACACUCACCUUGGUGGCGAAGACUUUGAUAAUCGGCUGGUGAACCAUUUCGCAGACGAGUUCAAGAGGAAGUUCAAGAAAGACGUACGCGGGAAUCCAAGGGCGCUCCGACGUCUCCGAACUGCAGCCGAAAGAGCAAAGCGAACCCUGUCCUCCAGCACAGAGGCGAGCAUCGAAAUCGACGCUCUGGUUGAUGGUAUCGACUUCUAUUCGAAAGUGUCGAGGGCGCGAUUCGAGGAGCUUUGUGCUGACCUCUUCCGGUCCACGUUACACCCAGUGGAAAAAGCACUGAUGGACGCAAAGCUCGACAAGGGUUCCAUACAUGAUGUGGUGCUGGUGGGCGGUUCGACGCGCAUACCGAAGAUCCAGAGCCUGCUGCAGAACUACUUCUGUGGCAAAAAGCUGAACCUGUCCAUCAACCCUGACGAGGCCGUGGCAUAUGGUGCAGCAGUGCAGGCUGCUAUUCUGAGUGGAGACACGAGCUCACAGAUCCAGGACGUUCUGUUAGUUGAUGUGACACCGCUUUCCCUUGGUAUCGAGACAGCCGGGGGAGUCAUGACAAAGAUCAUCGAGCGAAAUUCCCGCAUCCCGUGCAAACAGACGCAGAUCUUCACAACAUAUUCUGACAACCAGCCUGCAGUGACCAUCGAUGUGUUUGAAGGUGAGCGGGCAAUGACUCGAGACAACAAUCUCCUGGGAACAUUCAAUCUCACAGGCAUCCCUCCAGCACCUCGUGGUGUGCCAAAGAUAGAAGUCACAUUCAACCUUGAUGCCAACGGUAUUGUGACUGUGUCUGCCAAGGACAGCAGCACUGGUAACUCAAAGAACAUAACAAUUCAUAAUGACAAAGGUAGACUGUCUAAGCAAGAAAUUGACAAGAUGCUGGCUGAAGCAGAGAAGUACAAGGAGGAGGAUGAGAAGCAGAGGCAGAGAGUGGCGGCAAGGAACCAGCUGGAGGGGUACGUUUUCAGUGUGAAGCAGGCUGUGGAUGAGACAGGCAACAAACUUAGUGAGGAGGACAAGCGAACAGUGAGGUCAGAGUGUGACAGUGCACUGCAGUGGCUGGACAGCAACACCCUUGCUGAAAAGGAAGAGUUGGAACAUAAACUGCAGGAGGUGCAGCGAGCAUGUAGCCCUUUCAUGACGAAGAUCCAUAAAGGUACAGAUGACAGCAGCUGUGGUCAGCAGGCAAGAAGUCAAACGGGCAGUCAGGGACCUACUGUCGAGGAAGUGUUCUAGUCUGUACGUGUUGUCAGUAAUAAUUUACUUCAUUCCAGCUAAGAUAUCAGGGACUUCUAAAGUAAUUUAAAAUAAAUGUGGACAAAUUGUGUUCAUUAUUUCUAUAUUCACCUGUACAUAAACAUUUUCAUUUUUAUGUUGAGUCUUGAGUAACAGAGGUAUUAGAACGUGUGGAUGCAGAAAUAAAUGGAAAGUAUAUGUGAAAAAGUUGUUGAAAGUGAUGCAUUCACUAUGAUUAUGUCUGAAAGUCUUUGUAGGAGUCUAUAUGUGAAAAUAUACAUGCAUUAAAACAACCGUGUUUUUAAUUUAUUACAGUGUUACCAGACAUCAUAUAAAAGACCAGAAUUAUCUUCAGACUUUUCAUAACAAUGCA